CCUCCUCGUCGCGCACCCACCAACACGCGCCAGCACCAAAUCCUGACGCAAAUUUCCCAGCAGACCCCAACUAGUCAAAAGCGCCAAAGGACGCCCCCAAAGAUCAAACCCCAAGAAAUCCAAGCACCCACUAUUUUUCCCACCCCAUCCAUCUCUCUCCAUCGAUCCAAAUAUUCCUUUAAUUCUUUUCCUCCAUCACACAAGUCCAAGCGACUCGCACAAACAAACGCUCCUGCAAAGGGAAAAGAAAAGAAAAAGAAAUACAAAGCCUGAGCCCUAAGCGGAAAAGGAAAAAAAAGGUUUGGUUUUUAUUAGCAGCGCAGAAUGGCAGCGAUCCAACGAGCCCGAACCCAAUCCCCAGCGCCUCUCGUGGGUAAUAAUCCCAGUUCGAGCAGUAGCCCCGCCUGCUUGCUGUUCCUGCUGCUUCCCCAAUCUCAUCCCCCCAUUCCCUAUCUCCACCGUGUUGUGUGUCUGCCCGUGCGCCUCACCAACCUAUUGUUCGUGGUGUUCAAGUUAUUGUUGGUAUCAUUAAUCCCUCCCUCUAGCUGCUGCUGUUGAUAUUCUUCGGCGCGGAGAUCCAGCCGCACAUCGAUUCGCCUUUUCCCCCCUUCGGCGAGGCGGGGGGCCGUAUAUAGGGAGCGAGUGCGGCUGGCAUUCGGUGCGGGCAGACGCUACGAGGAGGGGGUGAAAAGGUUGGGGAGUUUCGUUUCUGCGAAUCGCUUUGUGCUCACGGAGGUGUUCGGAUCUAGGUUUCGAGGCGCCCGAUCGCCGCCAUGGACGCCGGCGGCGACGGGGACGGCGUGGGGAACGCGGCGCUGGAGGUCCCUGCCACCGCCGAGACGCCCCCGCCUCCCGCGCCCGCGGCGGCCCCGAUCUCUGCGUCCGGGGCGGGCGCGGGGGCCUCGGGGUCUGGGGAGAAGCCGGUGAAGCGGAUGAUGAAGAGCCCCUACCAGCUGGAGGUUCUCGAGAAGACAUAUGCUGCGGAGCAGUACCCGUCGGAGGCUAUGCGGGCGGAGCUGUCAGCGAAGAUAGGGCUGUCGGACAGGCAGCUGCAAAUGUGGUUCUGCCACCGCCGACUCAAGGACCGGAAGCCACCAUCGAAGCGGCAACGGCGGGACGAAGAGGCUGCACUAGCACCAGUAAUGGCACCACCGCCGGUGCUGCCGCUACCAGCGAUACCACUGGCAAGCAGUGACCUUAUGGUGGGCGUGGCUGGACCGUAUGAUGAGCCACUGCACCCAACUCACUCGCGAAGGGCUGCCGGGCGGUCCUCAGCAGUGCCCAGGAUUUCCAUGCCAGAUAUUGGGAGGAGGUAUUAUGAGCCACCACCAGUUAUGCUACCGCCUCCCGUGGCAUCGAUGCAGCUCGCACAAUCUGAGCUCCAUGUGAUCAAUUCUGUGGAGUCACAGCUUGGGGAACCGUUGAGGGAGGAUGGUCCAGUGCUUGGCAUUGAGUUUGAUCCGCUUCCUCCUGGCGCCUUUGGUGCACCAAUUGUUCCAGAGCAACAAAAGCAGCCUGUGCGAUCUUAUGAUACGAAGAUAUUUUCUAGGCACGACCCAAAGCUCUUAAAGGCGUCGGCAUUCUUACCUACCAUGGAUCCCCCUUUUGUUCCAAAUUCAUUUUCUGGGAAGAGAAAAUCAACGGUUGGUAAUCGACCCAUAGGUCAACCUCAUGUUGGAUCACGGGCAGUUCAUGAGUACCAAUUUCUUCCUGAGCAACCAAGUGAUACGUAUGAGAGGGCAAGCCAAUCUCACUACUAUGACACUCCAGUGGAAGUUUCAAAUUCAAGGAUAUCUCCUCUCACCUCAGGAUCACAGCUUCUCCAUGGAUCUGAGGAGGCCACACCUAGUUAUGCUUUUCAAGGUCAAACAUCUGGUUCUGGCCUUUUGCCUCAAUCCGGCAGGCCUCUGAUGUUUCCAGCGGUACCAGCAGAUUACGAGAUGACUCAAUCUAAUAGCAACCUUAAUUCUGUUCCAGUUGAAGGCCAGUUUGGUAUUUCACAGGUUGCUGGGUUAGAAAACUCACUUAUAUCAUCUGAAAGAAGAGUUUAUCAUGAUGAAGAUGCUUCUCGAGUGGACAGAAAACGAAAACAUAGUGAAGAAGCAAAGAUUGCAAAGGAAGUUGAAGCUCACGAAAGGCGAAUCAGGAAGGAACUUGAGAAACAAGAUAUGUUGAAUAGAAAGAGAGAGGAACAGAGGCGCAAGGAAAUGGAGAGACUUGAUCGUGAGAGAAGAAAAGAAGAGGAGAGAUUGCUGCGUGAGAGGCAGAGAGAAGAAGAGAGGUUCCAAAGAGAGCAAAGGCGUGAAAAUGAGCGUAUGGAGAAAUUUUUGCAGAAGCAAUCUAGACGAGCAGAGAAACAAAGGCAAAAGGAGGAACUCCGAAAAGAGAAAGAGGCUGCAAGGCAAAGAGCUGCCAAUGAAAGGGUUACAGCACGCAGAAUUGCACGGGAGUAUAUGGAAUUGGUGGAAGAUGAGCGCUUGGAACUAAUGGAAUUGGCUGCACAAAGUAAUGGGUUGCCCUCAAUGCUUCAUCUUGACAGCAACACAUUGCAGCAGCUUGAUUCCUUUCGAGGCAUGUUGAGUCAAUUCCCUCCUCAAACAGUGAGACUGAAGGUGCCAUUUUCAAUAAAGCCUUGGAUUGGAUCCGAAGAUAAUGUUGGAAAGCUUUUGAUGGUGUGGAAAUUCUUGAUUACUUUUACCGAUGUUUUGGGGCUUUCUCCAGUUACAUUUGACGAGUUUGUUCAGUCUCUUCAUGAUUAUGAUUCAAGGUUGUUGGGGGAACUGCAUGUUGCUCUGCUCAAAUCCAUCAUAAAGGAUAUUGAGGACGUUGCUCGAACUCCAUCGGUUGCAUUGGGGGUGAAUCCAGGAGGUGGCCAUCCACAAAUUGUUGAAGGGGCAUAUGCUUGGGGAUUCAAUAUACGUAGCUGGCAACGCCACCUGAAUCUUCUAACAUGGCCUGAAAUAUUACGACAGUUUGCUUUAUCUGCUGGUUUUGGACCUCAACUAAAGAAAAGGAACGUCGAAGAUGCUUAUUAUCGUAAUGAUAAUGAGAGUCAUAAUGGUGAGGAUGUUAUAUCGACGAUCCGAAAUGGUUCAGCAGCUGUGAAUGCCGCAGCUUUAAUGAAAGAAAGAGGCUACACCCAUCGCCGUAGAUCUCGGCACCGUCUUACUCCUGGAACUGUAAAGUUUGCUGCUUUCCAUGUGCUAUCUCUUGAAGGAAGCAAAGGUCUCACAAUAUUGGAAGUUGCAGAGAAAAUCCAGAAAUCUGGACUGAGAGACCUCACAACAAGCAAGACACCUGAAGCAUCCAUAGCUGCUGCCUUGUCCAGGGAUACAAAACUUUUUGAGAGAACUGCGCCUUCAACAUAUUGUGUGAAGUCGACUUAUAGAAAAGACCCAGUUGAUUCUGAGGCUGUGUUGUCAGCAGCACGUGAAAAAAUUAGGGCUUUCCAGAAUGUGCUUUCAGACUCUGAAGCUGAAAAGGAGGCGGAUGAUGCUGAGAGGGAUGAAGAUUCUGAAUGUGAUGAUGCUGAUGAUGACCCUGAUGGUGAUGAUGUGAAUACUGAGGUAGGAGAUGACAAGCAUCCCCAUCUUGCUGUUGAGGCACAAGAUGGCGUACCAACUACAACAACAGUUGGUGGAAUAAAGACAGAGCCAGAUAGUGUGGGUAAUGUAUUGAACCCACCAAGUUGUUUUACUAAAUCUGCAAAAGGUGCUGCCCUUCUUUCUUUAGGCAACUCCAAUACUGCAGGUGCUUCAAGUGAUUCACAUCUUGGAGCCUCAUCUGAUUAUCAUAAAGUAAACCCUGGUGAUUCUGAAGAUACACAAAUUGACGAAAGCAAUCAAGUUGAACCUUGGGUACGGGCACUAGCAGAAGGUGACUAUUGUGAUCUUAGUGUUGAAGAACGCCUUAAUGCACUGGUUGCGCUUGUUGGUGUUGCCACUGAAGGGAACUCUAUUCGCACUGUUCUUGAGGAACGCUUGGAGUUAGCAAAUGCCUUAAAGAAGCAAAUGUGGGCGGAGGCGCAACUUGAUAAGAGGCGUUCCAAGGAAGAAUUUGCUAGCAGAAUUCAAUGUAAUUCUUACAUGAGUUUUAAGGCUGAUAUUAAUCAAGAAAACAAUGCUACAGAGAGUACUACAACUCCAGGCUUUAAUGCUGAUAAGGAGAAUGAUGGAAAUAUUGGGGCCAUUAACAAUUGUGAGAUGCUUGAUCAGCAUAGUCAGGGUAAUGCUGGCGGUAUAUCUUAUGAGAGGAACGGUGUAGGCCUGGAAAUCGGUGCAACCCCAGAUAAUUUAGCUGUUCAGCAGUAUGCUUAUGCUGACAAAACACGAUCUCAGUUGAAAUCGUACAUUGGUCACCGGACAGAACAGUUGUAUGUCUACAGAUCCCUGCCCUUGGGUCAGGAUCGGAGGCGAAAUCGGUAUUGGCAGUUUACAACUUCGGCAUCACCAAAUGACCCUGGCUCAGGAAGGAUAUUUUUUGAAUCCAAAGAUGGAUAUUGGAGAGUUAUAGAUUCAGAGGAGGUCUUCGAUUCUUUAGUAGCUUCCCUUGAUACACGUGGCAGCCGGGAGGCACAGCUGCAUUCAAUGCUGCAAAUGACUGAGCCGACAUUUAAGGAAGCUAUUAAGAGGAGGAGUGCAGCUGUAGAGCAAUCUGGUGGAAGGUAUCUAAAGAACGGAGCUACUGACAUGAUAAGGGCAAAUUUUCAUAGUGAGUUUGGAAGCCCAAGCAGUACUUUUAGUGUUGCAUCUGAUAGUGCCACGGCAUAUUCUGAUUCCUUCAGAAUAGAGCUGGGACGUAAUGAUUUUGAGAAAACUGCUAUUUCAAAAAGGGCAGAUGGAUUUUUAAAAUGGAUGUGGAGGGAAUACUACAAUCGAGAAUUGACAUGUGCUGUGAAGUAUGGCGAGAAAAGAUGCUCUGAGUUGAUGCAUUCUUGUAAUUUCUGCUAUCAGAUAUACUUAGCCGAAGAAAGGCACUGUUCUUCAUGCCAUAAGACCUUCAAAUCCAUUCAUAAUUUUUCUGAGCACACAGCACAAUGUGAAGAGAAGUCGAGAACUGACCCUAAUUGGAAGAUGCAAAUUGCGGACUAUUCUGUUCCAAUACGAAUGAGAUUGCUCAAGGUGCAGUUAGCGUCCAUUGAGGCCUCAAUACCAUCAGAAGCACUUCAAUCGUUUUGGACUGAUGUGUAUCGGAAAUCUUGGGGUGUGAAGUUGUACUCUACCAAAUCUAUUGGCGAAAUAUUCCAGCUUUUGACUCUGCUGGAAGGUGCAAUAAGACGAGACUACCUCUCUUCUGAUUUUGAAACAACAAGCGAGUGUCUAAACUCAAACUCACAGGAUAUUCCAUCCCAGAAUCCUUUAGGACAGGCUGGAUCUGCUGCUGUGCUUCCAUGGGUUCCUGACACUACCGCUGCUGUCAUGCUCCGAAUGUUGGACCUAGACUCUGCUGUUUCGUACAUACAAAAUCAAAAGACGGAGAGAGAUGGUGGAGAUUUCAUGAAACUUCCAUCAAGGUAUACAGUUGCUAAGAGCACGCAAGAAACAGCUCCACUUGAACCGAUUGGUUUUGAUCUAUAUGAUGGAAGGUGGCUUCCCAGUAGUGGCCGUAGGGGUCGUGGACGAGGAAGUAGAGGAGGUAGCAGGGGAGGCAGGGGACGAAGUCGAGGUGGAAGGGUCCCAAGGGGUAUUAGCAGCUCAUCUAGGAUCGAAUUUAAGGAUGACAAUGUUGCGUAUGAGAAAGCGCCAAGGAAGAACACACGUCGAGGGCGUACACGUGGCCGUGGUGGUCGUGGAAGAGGACGUCGAACUGUUAGGUCUCGGCAGCCAUCUGAGGGCAGAGCCAGAUCAAUUCCAAAGGCAAAUUUGUUGGGAAGCUUUAGCAUGCUUAGCAGCUCAAAGCCUACUGCUGUUGAGGAAUCUCCACAGAGCUCUGGUGCGGAUGAGUGGGGCUUGGAUAACAGAAGGCCAUAUAUUUCAGGUGAUGAGAAUAGUUCUGGAUCUCGGUCAGAUCGGUCGGAAGAUAAUGAGGAAAACGGCCAACCCAUGGACGAGGAAUACGAAGAGCAAAUACCAGAUUAUUCCAUAGGCUAUUCUGGAGGGUCCACGCCCCAUGGAAUGAUGUCCACGAUGGAUCAUGAGACUGACGAGGAGGAUGAAGAUGCUGAAGGUGAUGGAGAGGGUGACGAGUAUGUGGAGGAAGAUGACGCAGACCAUGCUGUUGACGACGUCGAUGGUGAGAUGGACGAUGAUGACGAGAUGGCUGACGAUGGAGAUGGAGAAGACGGCGGUGACGGAGUGGAGAUGAAUGCGGAUGAGGAUGAAGGUGCUACCUCAUAUUCGUCCGACUACAGUGAAUAAGAGAGGCAGGAAGAAGGGGCCUUAUCCGCAGAUCUUCCAUGGACACCUAAUUCAAAUAACACCGGACGCACAUCGCCUUCCUUCGUGGGUUGAAAAAAAAAUGCUUAGAUUCGUUGUUUAAAAAGAAAUGCGAGAUGCGUUCAUGUGAAAAGUAAAAAAUAGGCUAGAUGCGGAGUGGAGAAACUGGUAAGUGGUUUCUGUGGUUUUUCUUGCGCAGUGUUGCUGCCUAGACAAUCGACUAGUGCUAAGAUGUACCUGGGUAGUUAUGCCGUUGGGGCAAUUCCCCUAGUUGUACUAUGUACCCAAGGCAAAGUAUAAUUAUAUCGCAUUUUGUUGCCUUGCA
Phragmites australis (common reed) is the source of this 6699-nucleotide messenger RNA. Its product is annotated as homeobox-DDT domain protein RLT2-like. Gene Ontology annotation, biological process: regulation of transcription by RNA polymerase II. Bases 774 to 6356 code for a protein of 1860 amino acids. NCBI's taxonomy places the organism in Eukaryota, Viridiplantae, Streptophyta, Magnoliopsida, Poales, Poaceae. The transcript has 18 exons. The record is from RefSeq and is a predicted model, not a curated record. Gene Ontology annotation, molecular function: DNA binding.